Sinocyclocheilus anshuiensis is the source of this 1041-nucleotide messenger RNA. RefSeq names its product gamma-glutamyl hydrolase-like. Lineage: Eukaryota; Metazoa; Chordata; Actinopteri; Cypriniformes; Cyprinidae. Gene Ontology annotation, molecular function: gamma-glutamyl-peptidase activity. Gene Ontology annotation, biological process: tetrahydrofolylpolyglutamate metabolic process. The transcript has 9 exons. Gene Ontology annotation, cellular component: vacuole. Bases 1 to 951 code for a protein of 316 amino acids. The record is from RefSeq and is a predicted model, not a curated record.
AUGGGCUUCAGUGCGCUCCUGUACGCGGGCGUUGUAGUUUUGUGCAGCGCCGCUCCGUUUAAACUCCCGCAGAGAAACGAGCCUCACAACAGACCGAUCAUCGGGAUUCUGACGCAAGAGGUUGACAAUGAGUCAAUGAAAAAGUUUGGAAAGACAUACAUCCCUUCAUCAUAUGUGAAGUACAUUGAGUCCGGGAGAGCUAGAGUUGUGCCAGUUAGGCUAAACCAGAGUUUGGCAGAGCAUGAACAAAUCUUCAGGUCAAUAAAUGGUCUUCUUCUCAUCGGAGGCGCUGUGGAUCUGGAGACAUCUGACUUCGCUCACACCGCUGUGAUUUACUUCAGACUGGCCCUGAAGGCGAAUGAUGAGGGUGAUUACUUUCCCAUCUGGGGAACAUGCCUGGGAUUUCAGCUGCUCACGGUGCUGGUGGCUGGAGAAAACCUGUUGAGUAAGACAACUGCAGAGAAUGUCACUUAUCCACUCAACUUCACCUCAGAGGCUUCGUCCAGUCGUAUGUUUACCAACUUCCCAUCUGACGUCCGUAAAGCAUUGUCCCAGGAACCGCUUACUGUAAAUUUCCACCAUUAUGGAGUGACCAAAGCGGCAUUCAUGGGAAAUGAGAAAUUAAGUGGCUUAUUUUCAGUGCUCUCCACAAACAUAGCACAAAAUGGCCUUGAGUUUGUUUCUACCGUGGAAGGCAGGAAGCACCCUUUCUAUGGGGUACAGUGGCAUCCAGAAGUGAACCGCUUUCAGUGGGACCCUCUUUACAACUUUCCUCAUUCCAGUAAUGCUGUGCGCGUGUCGUCCUUACUGGCUGAAUUCUUUGUAAAUGAGGGAAGGAGAAGCUCCCACCACUUCAGUGAAGCAGCAGAAGAGAGCAGCGUGCUCAUAUACAACUACAACCCUGUGCAUGUGGAAAAUAUCUCUGCAUAUGAACAGUCUUAUUUCUUCUGAGAGACACAAUAUAGGAGGACAUUGAGAAAGACAAAGAAAGAAAACACCUGUCAAGAUAUUUCAGACAAAUGUACUGUAAUAGACCUCAUC